UUGUACAUGUGUAUAUCUGCCCUGCUGGUUCUCCAGCUAGUCUAAUUUUGAUUUAUAAAAUUUCUUGCAAUUCAUAAAAAAAAAGAGAGCUUUCAAUCACGCCGGUUUAGAGAGAGACACUCUCCUCCUCCAUGAAGUUGAUUCCCUUGUGUUUGCUGGUGGUUUUCUUGUGCUUGAUCUUCUCUUGGCUUCUUUUGUCUUUCCUGUUCUAAUUUUCAUCUCUUCCCCGGUUCCCUCUUUUAUGUUUUUCAUCUCUUCCCUAUUUCCCCCUCUUUUCUCUUUUCCCUCCAGUUCUUUUCAAAUGGCCAGAAAUAAAAGAAAGGCUACUGCUACAGUAGCACAUAGACAUGACACCUACAUGCUCUUGUUACAGUUCUCGAUGAUCAUGAUCAUGAUGGUUCAGUGGUCUUAGCCCUCAAAGCUGCUCCUGCUACCAAACCUAGUGCCGUUCUUCGUGAAUCCCACUCAGAUCUUCCCCCAUGCCUCUAUCUCAAACCAAUGAUGCGAGCCCUAAUGAUCUCCAACCUAUACCUAAGAUGGCAAUUGCUUCUGGAUCUAAGUCUUUAGAUGAGGUCCUGGUUGAAGAUUGCUUAGAUGAUGAGGAGAUUCUAGAAGAGGAACAACUAGAUUUCAAUUUCUCGGAUGAAGAUUGUGAUGGCUCCCCAAAAUCUCCUACCCUGCUCCCAGCUAAUAAAGUGUCUCCUUCUUAUCCUUUUGGAGGUCGAGUACCUGAUACAACCACUAUAACAGGUGGUGCAGUCGGGAUUAGACCAUCGUCAAGACAAGAACAACCCACAGGUGGAGUAGGGUCGUCACAUCAAUGAGAUGCCUAGGAAACCCAAUACACGAGCACC
Molecule: messenger RNA, 854 nt
Organism: Populus euphratica (Euphrates poplar)
Lineage: Eukaryota; Viridiplantae; Streptophyta; Magnoliopsida; Malpighiales; Salicaceae
Exons: 3
Coding region: 480-824 (114 amino acids)
Source: RefSeq, a predicted model, not a curated record